Clavispora lusitaniae ATCC 42720 is the source of this 5115-nucleotide messenger RNA. RefSeq names its product SNF2 N-terminal domain family protein. The record is from RefSeq and is a predicted model, not a curated record. Gene Ontology annotation, biological process: protein polyubiquitination; DNA damage response. Gene Ontology annotation, cellular component: nucleus. Gene Ontology annotation, molecular function: ubiquitin protein ligase activity; ATP-dependent chromatin remodeler activity; ATP binding. Lineage: Eukaryota; Fungi; Ascomycota; Pichiomycetes; Serinales; Metschnikowiaceae.
AUGAACUUACCAGACCCCACACCAGUGUCGGGGGAAAUCGUUGACUUUGACUUGGACGCCAUCGUUGGCGGCGCUGGCGCUGGAGCGUCACGUGCGUCCAAUCCCCGUUCCAACCCCAUAUCUGUAGCGCCAGAUGCCAUCGCGUCCGCUUCAGAUGAAGAUGGUGGCAAAACCCGUCCCAUCAAUGUGAUUUCACGCGUGCUUCAGUUCGAGGCUAAGAGUCCCGUUCGUCUUCGGCGCGUGGCGUUGCGCCAGUUUGUCGGCAGCUCUCUUGUGGCGCUGUCGCCACACACUUUUGACUUUUGCACCGACCUGUUUGAUCUCAAGGCGGGAGUGGAGGAAGGGCUUUUGCUGGUGGUAAGCCGUGCACGCGGACAUGCCAAGAGCAGUAUUCUUAUGUCGAUCCAUGUUCUGGACCCGCGUCGGAGCCUCUUUUUCGACGAGAUCCGCUUCUUCACCCAUCGCAUGAAAAAGGCUAAACAGCAUUUCUCUUUGGCGCAUUUGAAGUGGCUGCUUACACUCGACACCGCUAAAAACUCCGUCACCGCACGCUUGGCCUAUGUUGUUGCCCUUACCCCACUGUUUUAUCGCUACUUCUCGUCAGACGUGUCUUCUGCCCUUGUGCGUGUACUUCAACCUGAAGUAGAACCAUACCCUCCAGCACUGGCAGAGCAGAAAGCCGAAGACGCUUUUGUGGAGCGUUUUGCCCAGGUGCCUGUGGACUCGCAUCUUUUCUACAAAGUGAUUAGUGACCACACGGCUCUCAUGCCACCUGUGGAAGCUGUGGGCCACCCACAUUUGCGGACGGAGUUACUUCCAUUUCAGCGCAAGAGUGUCGCCUGGCUUUUGGCUUCAGAGGGCACUGAGUUCGAUGCCGCAACAAAGCAGACUCGCUCUCUCCCGCUUUUGCCCAAUGAUGCUGUAGAAGCGCUUCGGUCGGGUCAAACAGCGUCUUCUAUGGACGCAGAACAAGUGGCGACCCAUGUGGCACGUGCGUUAGCCCGCUUCUGCUAUGGCUGGCGCCGCGUGAAUUUUCGGGGAACCGAAUGUUGGCUCAACGAGCUUACGGGAAAUAUUUUAACCACGCCCCAAGUACACGCAUUUCUUUUGGAAUACAUUGACGAGGGAUCGACCCCACUUCCAGGACGUGGGCUCUUGUGUGAGGAAAUGGGUUUAGGAAAAACUGUCGAAAUCAUGAGCUUGGUCCUUCUUCAUCCCCGCCCUGCAGAAGACGUGGGGAAGGAAAUCUCCAUGCAAUUGGCACAAGAGGGCGAUGUGAGGGUGGUGAAGAUGGCGAAAACAACAGUGAUUGCGGCUCCAGACGCCAUCCUCCGCCAGUGGUUUAGCGAGAUCACAACCUUAUGUCCUGCCAUGCUGGUAACUAUAUACCGUGGCUUGGGCAAGUACCCGGAGCUUGGAAAUGUGCCACGAUACAUUGCUGAGUUCUUGCUGCGCUUCGAUAUUGUGCUCAUGAACUAUGUCACCAUGGCUCGUGAAAUGGACUACGCCAACUACUCGUCGAGACACAUCCCCACUCGCGGUGGUCGGAAACGGAAUCAUACAGAGAGCGCAGGCGCUCCAGAAGAGCCAAAAAGUGCCUCGGAAACUGCUGACAGCUUCAAAGCCGAGUUUUCUCUUGGAGCAGAAACCCUCAGUCACAAGAAUUAUGAACGGGCCGUGUUGGAUGAGCUUUCGGUGCGUUUGCGCCGUGAGGACAUUAAAUCCAUCCCACACACGCACUUUUACGAAUCACCAUUGAUGCUUUGCCAGUGGUGGCGUGUGGUGUUGGAUGAAGUGCAGAUGGUGGCCCUGGGAGCUUCUCGUUCAUUCAAAACGGCCGCGUUAAUUCCUCGUUUUCAUUCGUGGGGUGUAUCGGGAACGCCUGUGCGGCUGCCGGCAGUUCUUCAAUUCUUGCGGUUUCUGCCUUUUGACUAUGAUAUUUCCAAGCAUUGUUGGAAACGCUUAACGGAGCCGGAAUAUUCGAAUGCUGAUUUCGUUCGCGUAUGGCUGUCGCUAGCCUUGCGUCACACAAAGGCAAUGGUGUACGAUGACAUCAAACUUCCCCCUCAACAUCGUAUUCUUCUCACAAUGCCUUUCACCAAAGUGGAGCAGGACAGAUACGACCAGAUGUUUGAAUCCACAGUCGCAUCAAGCGGAAUUAGUGCGGACGCAAUUAAAGAAAAAACUCCUUUAAAACUUUCCAGCUCUACCUGCGUUCACUUGCGGACAUGGCUUGUCAAGCUUCGGCAAUUGUGCGGAAACAUGCAAAUUGGGUACCUUAACCACAUCCAGACAGCACGGGGCCGCUCGAAGAGCAAGUUUCUUCUCAACGGUAUUCCCGAACUCAAAACAUUAGAGAAUGUACUUGAUGAUAUGAUUGAUGCAGUCAAGUCUGAUAUCAACGACGGCGAGAAAACCGUUAUCAACAAGCUUGUUGAUAUCGGCCUGUUCUUGGAAUAUGUACUCUAUCCCGAAAAAGUGCUCACAAUAAUGGAAAGAGUGCUUUUAGAGACUACCAAAUUGAUUGAACGAGUAUCUACCAAAUGCCAGAAUGAUCACCAGGAGUACCAGAUGAUUCGGCGCAAGUUAUCUGCCCUUGGAAGCUUAUCCAAAAAGGAUUUGAAUGAUGUCUCUGAUGAAGAGGAUCUGGACGGUGAAGAAGAUCAGGCUAAGAAACCCAAAUUAGAACUGGUUGAAGAUGUAGAUGUGCAAGCUCUCUUAGCCCGUUAUGAAAAACUAAAAGAAACUGUUGCGUCGAACAAAUUAAGAUUGCGUGGCUGGAAAAUGCUUCAACAUAAAUGUUUCUUCUUAAUGGCUUCUGCACAUUUCCAGAUGUACGAUCCUGAAUACCAAACGAAAAUCUCUGACAUGCGUGUUCACGCUGAGCAAAUUGCAGAUGUGGAAGUCAAAGUUCAGCAAAGUGGGCAUGUACAAGACGAGAUGGACACAGAUCAGGUCAUGAAAGUUGAACCAAGCUUUGACUUAUUAUCCACAUUCAAGCCCCAAGAAGACUGGACCGCAGAAGAGAUGAAAUUAGAAAGGCACAAACAUCUUGAGCUGAGUCUCUAUGCACUUGCAGAGGAAUGUCGUAAAGAUAUUCUUAGCCAUUCUAUCAAGGAGGCUGAUUCUGUCACUAAUAAAAGGCUUUCAGCACGUUCUUUAAUGAAAGAAGAUGAUUGGGUGAAUGACGGAAAGACAAAUUUCCCUAAAUCUUCCAAGAAGCUUAUUAUGUCCGUACCACUUAUUGACUUGUCAGGUAUCACAGACUUGAUUGCGGAUCAGAAAGUGAAGCAGCUCGUGGUACAAUUCACCAAUUUAGUGGAGCAGUUCAACAGGCAAGCGAAUGUGAUCAACGAGAAUAUGGCCGAACUUCACAAAAUCUUACUUGUGCCACUUACUAGUACAGAGGAAUCACCAGACGGAGAAGAAUUCGACAACUCCGUCCAGUAUCAGGAAAGAGCAUCUUGCUUGAUGCUUGUGACAUCUCAAUUAUUAAAAGACCGUUCUGCUGCAACAUUCGAAACCAAAACACAGAUCACAGAAUUCACUAAAGAACAAGAUCAUGAGUUUAAAAUGGAAGCUCGCAAAGUCAGCGAUGGAAAGUACCUUAGAGAAUUGAACAACAAAAGACUUAAGGCCAGACCUGAUGGCACUGUGUCUUUGGAAGAGAUUUUGCAAGAUGCACGAGUAUUGGAGAUUGAAAUUGAAGAUAGCCGGAAGGCUAAGCUGCAUCUUCCUAUUUUCCAUGAGAUUUUGCUGACCAUUCGAGGCAUUCUUGAAAACGAAAAGACAUGCCAGAGUUUACUUAGUAAGGAGCUCAGUACAAGCUUUAAUGCUGUGUUCAAUGCUCGUGUGGAAUACUUCAAGCAACUUCAGCAGGUUUCUGAUUCCGUCCAACCGAAGGCAUAUGGAUUUACCCAAGAAGAAAUGGACUCUCAAGUUAUUGAUAGCGAGUUGCAAAAGCUUCUUAUGCUGCUCGUAUUCGAUAGAAAUCGACUCACAAGAGCGUUCACUCGGUUGAAGUACUUGAAGACGCUUAUACCAAAGACAGAUGUAAAAGUAAAGCAGGAAGCUGAAGAAGUCAGUGAUGAGGAGAUGAUGUGCAUCAUUUGUCAAUCACCGAUUAUUGUUGGUUCUUUGACAGCGUGCGGUCACAGAUUUUGCAAAGAGUGUCUUAAUGAGUGGCUUGCAAGAAACUCAACGUGCCCCAUGUGCAAAUCUUACACAGACAGAGAUACAGUGUAUUAUUUCACCCACUAUAAGCAUGAUUUGAAAGCCCACACCGAAGAAAAUAAACAUACACAGACUGAGGCUCAGCACAGCGAUGCUGUCCACCAAAUUUACAAACAGGUGGAUGCAGAAACUUUACAAGAUAUUCAACGGAUGAAGUUGUCCAACAGUUACGGGUCCAAGGUUGACAUGAUUGUCAAACAAGUUUUGCAUUUGCGCGGCCAGGAUCCUAAUGUGCAAAUUGUUAUUUUCAGUCAGUGGAGGGACUUGCUAGUCAUUUUAGCUUCUGCAUUUGACAAGGCAAAAAUAACUUAUGUAUCGGCAAAGGGCUCACAUGUGGCGGCACUGACGUCAAAACUCUCGGACCCAGUUGAAGCCUUUAAAGACCAAAACAACAUCAAGACGUGUUUUCUUUUGAAUGCACAGGCACAAGCCAGUGGACUCACGUUGAUCAACGCAACCCAUAUUUUCCUCUGCGAGCCUUUAGUGAAUACCCCUACAGAAUUGCAAGCAAUCAAUCGGAUCCAUCGGAUUGGUCAGAAGAAGGUGACUACAGUGUGGAUGUUUGCGAUCGAAAAUACGGUGGAGGAAAACAUUGUUGCAUUAGGAACACGCAAAAGACAAGAGUAUCUCAAGGCCAAUGCACAAGAAAACCUGAUCACAGUGGAAGACGAAAAUAAUGACGAAGGUGAAGAUAAUGAAAAAAUAAUUGAAAUUAAAGAGGAUGAUGCGAUGGACACUACUGAAAUGGUAGAUAAAGAUUUACGGACAGCAGAAUCGUUCGCAUUGACAGUCUCAAACGGGCCCCGUUCAUUUGUGGGCACAAGUGAGGCCGUAGAUGACGGUGAUUUGUGGAAUGUUUUCUUCGGAGACAAGGACAGCUAG